CCACGUUAGUUCCAGUCUGACAAAAAUUAACAUGGAUCAAAGACUAUGGCUAAUUAAAGUCAUACUGUUUGCAUAGGCUGCAACAGGUUUGGCAGGUUAAACUGUUCUUAUAGCAGGCUACAUCAGUUUACAGUUCGAACUUUUGCUAAUUCGUUCAUUUAACUGAAUGUGCAACCUACUUAGAUCUUAACGGGGAAAGUGAUUUUAUAAAAAAAUCGGUUUCAAAGAAUUGUUUUUGUUUUCCCAAAGUUCACCCCUUAUUAAGCUAUACGCUUUAUUAAGCUAUAGAAAUAGGUUAGGCUAUAUUAAGCUAUGGAAACAGUCUAAUAAUAAUGCUAAUAGAAGUUGUGGGAUUCUAACUGAAUGAUAUCAGAACUGCAUAACAAACAGGCUAGAUUACAAAACAUUACAGCGUUCAUUUUACAAUAGGAUUAUUUUUAUCAGACCCUAAUGUCGAUAUACAAAACGAGUAUUCCGGUGUAUUCUUUCAACUAGACAAUGAUAGUUUCAGAGGACAUUUAAAUUUACCAGUGAUCUGUUCCUUGUGGAACCGCCGGCGGUGGCUUUCACAACGUGCUACAUGUACGGCACGCCGCAGCGCGGAAGACAGAGUCCUGGAACUCUACGACGUAAGCGCUGAAGCCCCGCCUCUCCCCACUAACCGUUUCUCUCCUUCCACACUCCGCGCUCCUCUCAUAGGCCGCGCCGUGACGUAAAUGCAUGUUCUAUUUUGGAAUGCUACGUCGCGUUGCCAAGGGGAACACCGGGGGUGUGACGGGGGAGGAGGAAGAAGGAGGGGAAUGCGCUCUGAGAGAAAAGCGAUUGGUCGAAUCAGCCGCUUUUAGACGCCUGUCCCAAUGUCUUCACACUCUUUUAGAUGAAUAUUUAUCUCCGUCGGUACUCCUCCAUGGGUCUAAAAGAAACCAAAAAGGGCAAGGGAUGGAGCUGAACCUUCCAUGGACAUUUUUAGACGCAUUUAUGAACAAAUAGAAAACGAGUGUGUGUCAGCAGGCACUGGCUUGAGCAUUGUUGGCAGUGGGCCUGGGACAAGUGUUGGUGGGGAAAUGCCUGGUUCAUUCGUUCCCACUGUCACUGCCAUAACCACCAGUCAAGACCUGCAGUGGAUGGUACAACCAACUUUAAUCUCCUCCCAGGCCUCUGGACAGAGUGGCUCCACUGGCACAACAACCAUGACCCAGCCAGUGUCACUGGUAGACCCAUAUGACAUGCCAGGUCCCAGUUAUUCUUCAGGGUCUGGAUUCACUCCUCCAAGUUCUGAUACUCCUGGGCCAGCACCAGGCCCCAUCCGUCAGUCCAGACCCCGUAGCCGCCGUACACGAGACGAGUCUGUGAGUGACGAUGGAGAUGUUGGUGUGUUAUUGACACCAGAGGAGGAGGAAAAGAGGCGUGUUAGACGAGAGAGAAAUAAGUUGGCUGCUGCCAAAUGCAGAAACCGCAGACGGGAACUUACAGACAGACUGCAGUCGGAGACUGACAUACUGGAGGAGGAGAAGGCAGAGCUGGAGGCUGAGAUCUCAGAGCUGCAGAAGGAGAAAGAACGCCUGGAAUUUGUGCUGGUGGCCCACCAGCCCAACUGCAAGAUUCCGUACCAGGACCAGCCUCAGCAGGGCUCAGGACAGCUCCCUCCAGUGCAGUCCCAGCUCCCUUCCCAGACCUUACAGCCUCCUGUCUCCAUUGUGGGCUUAACUGUGAAGGAGGAUUCUUUCUAUCUGCCUCCUGCCUACACAGCCCAUCUGGCCUCCACACAGCCUCAACCUCCGGUUCAGCAGCAGCAGCAAGUCCAGCAGCAGCCUCAGCCAGGAAUAAUGCAGGAGGUAGAGUUUUCUAGUUCUUUCUAUGGCUCAAGUGAGCUGGCACCGGGGGGGCCAUGCCUUAUGGCCAGUGACAGUGGUGGUGGUGUUAACCAUGACGAUGCGGCUAUUGGCAGCUACAACACCUCAUACACAUCUUCAUUUGUGUUCACCUACCCAGAGGGAGCCUGCGGGGUCAGUGCCAACCAGCGGAACAGCAGUAGCGAGCAGUCAUCUGAUUCCCUGAACUCGCCAUCGCUGCUGGCGCUCUGAUUGACCGACAGAAACAUACAUGUACACAUCCUAACAUGCACACACAUGAUAUUGCUGGAAGUAAAAGCUGCGACAAGUACAUGCACAGUACCAAUCAGUCUCACUUAUUGAGGAAAAAAGAAAACAACCAAUCAUUUGAACCGGAUUGGGUUAAAGAAAGCACCUUCUGAAAUUCAUUCCAAAUAAGAGCCAUAGAAAGAGUUGCACAUUUGAUUUAAGCCUUAACAUUAAGCUGAAAUGCUGAAUAAAUGAUUGUUUUGCAUUGAGCAGAAAACUUGCAACAGGUAAUGCUAAGUGAAUAAAAACUUAGUGAAACAAGUCAAUAUUGGCAACCAUAAAAUGCUCUGAAUUAAUAGAUUAAUUCACAAUGAAUUCUUUAAUUCCAAUACUCUAAAGGAGUAAAAUACAACAUGCUCAUGUUACACCACAUCAAGCACCAAUGCCCCCACUUUGUUCCCUCUGUCGGUUGCCCCUCCGCUAGUGCUCUUGCUGUCAUUCUUUUCCAUCAUGUUUUUCCCUCUUCCUCCUGUUGAAUGUAUUGUGCAUAUCUGGCAUAGGGAAGGAGGACAAUUUUUCAGGGUUUUUUCUUAUGGGAGACAGACUGCUGAUCUCUUCAUCUCUUCAUCUGCUCAGCUUCUCUCUGCUUCUUCAUUCGCUGCUUGGACUUGGCAAGAUGAGGAUCUGAGUAUUGCAACCUCCUCUGAAUCUUGUGCUUUCUCCUCUCAUUUUUGGAAAAUUUCUGCCGUCUGCCUACCUGUCAUGCAACCCAUCUCUACCCAUCUCUGUUUUCUCCUCUUCUGUCUCUAUGUUUCUCCCUCCCUUUGAAGUCUUCAACCCCUGAGAGCCCGAAGACCCCUUCCAGCCCUUGGGACCUUGAGUGAAAGCCGGCGCAACUAACAUGCCCUUUUGCACCCUGUUACUCAAGGAUUUGGAUCAAGCUUACCCAAAAGGAAGAACAUUUUCUUGGAGCUCAUUGCUCAGAUCCUUAAAGUGAACAGCAGCAACAAUUUUGACAUAUACACAAACGCAUAUCUGAAGAAUACAAAAUGCCAGAUGCCACUGUAUUCUGCUGAGCCAUUUUUCCAUAUUCACACGAUAAAAUUUAUACACACUUUUUGUGAGGCUGGAGAUAAAUUAAGAAGAAACUGAGGAAGGAAGUGCAGAUAAAGACAAACUAACUGAUUCUAGGCACAAGAUGGAGCUCAUCUUUGCCAUCCAUCUAUCCAUCCAUCCAUCGAAGCUAAAAGAAUACAAGAGGCAAACACUAGGAAAAAAAAAAAAAAAGACAGUAAAAACAUUUCUGGUUUUGCCAAUAGCUUUGAAGGUGACCUCAGACGAACACCUUAAUAUCACAAAGCCUCAUCACCCAGGGCCUGCAAGAAUAUAUUCUUGCCAUUGCGCUCAAGUCUCUGAAUUGAAGUUACAGACAUUUUGUUGCUGCACGCCAGCUCAGAUUUUUGCUCAGAAUCUACCAGAUGUGAAUUGAUGCCUUUAUUUAGAGGAGGGACUAUAUUUUUUUAGAUAUUGGGAUCCAGACAACCUCUAAACAUUGGGCUCAGUGGUCUCUGCGCCUCCCCUGUUCUCUGAGCAGAGUUGAGGCAGGGGUGGUGCAUUUAUUGUGAAUGUGUCUACUCUGAGGCACCUGGCCCAUUUAUUUCUUGCUUUAUUGAGGUUGAUAUGGGAUGCGAGCACAAAGCAAGACCUGGAAUUAAAGGGGGGAAUGUGCGGGCUGAUGUUGUGGAGUGAGCGUCUUUUCUUCGCCUGUGAAUUUGUAAAACUUGUUUUUCUUGUAUGUUUGAGUGAGAACUGUUAUAUAUUUUAAUGUUUGUUUGUGUGAUUCAUUGUUUUGCACCCCUGCUUCCCUUGUAUUUUUGCCAUUUCUUGUUUGUUUUGUUAAUUUUGUUACUUUAAUAGACAUUUUUCAUAACUGUUACUAUUAUUAUGACAUUGUAACUAUUGUUUUAUUAUCUUAUUGUAUUUUCAUUUGGCAACUUUGGAGGCAUGCUGUGCACUACAAAAAAAAAAAAAAAAAAAGAAUCAACUAAAGAGUUUAAUUAUACAUCUUUAUA
Molecule: messenger RNA, 4153 nt
Organism: Melanotaenia boesemani (Boeseman's rainbowfish)
Lineage: Eukaryota; Metazoa; Chordata; Actinopteri; Atheriniformes; Melanotaeniidae
Gene: fosb
Product: FBJ murine osteosarcoma viral oncogene homolog B
Exons: 4
Coding region: 957-2084 (375 amino acids)
Biological process (GO): regulation of transcription by RNA polymerase II
Cellular component (GO): nucleus
Molecular function (GO): DNA-binding transcription factor activity, RNA polymerase II-specific; RNA polymerase II cis-regulatory region sequence-specific DNA binding
Source: RefSeq, a predicted model, not a curated record